Messenger RNA from Suillus clintonianus, 378 nucleotides. RefSeq lists its product as uncharacterized. The coding region runs from base 1 to 378 and encodes 125 amino acids. NCBI's taxonomy places the organism in Eukaryota, Fungi, Basidiomycota, Agaricomycetes, Boletales, Suillaceae. The transcript is spliced from 3 exons. The record is from RefSeq and is a predicted model, not a curated record.
AUGUUUCGUAACGCCAUCACCUCGAACGCGCGCGUUUAUGCUGUAUCAUAUACCCGUUCUCUCCAUGCCACGCCCGCUGCUAGCACGGUCACCGGGAAAGUGUCCGAGAUGGCAGACAAGGUGAAUAAAAAAGUUGGCAGAGGUUUGGCGUCGGCCAUUGAGACGGGCGAGAAAGCAGCGGAGAAGACCAAGGAGACACUCGGUAAGUCAAUGUCAAAUGGCGUAGAAUCUGUCUAUAGUGGUCCUGUAGGCGCAACAACGGCUUCUGCAAAGCAAAGCACCCAGAAAACAACGGAGCAGGCAAAGCAAAAGGUUAAUCAGGCUGCUGCAGGCGCGCGAGAAACUAAAGAUGACGUGAAGGAUAGGAUGUCGAAGUAA